This is a messenger RNA of Austrofundulus limnaeus, 1855 nucleotides long. Its product is annotated as potassium voltage-gated channel subfamily S member 2. Gene Ontology annotation, biological process: potassium ion transmembrane transport; action potential; protein homooligomerization. Lineage: Eukaryota; Metazoa; Chordata; Actinopteri; Cyprinodontiformes; Rivulidae. Gene Ontology annotation, molecular function: delayed rectifier potassium channel activity; protein binding. Gene Ontology annotation, cellular component: voltage-gated potassium channel complex; membrane. The record is from RefSeq and is a predicted model, not a curated record.
GUCUCCAGUUGACCGGAGUCUCCUCAACACUUCAGAGUUUCAGGAGGAGAAGAAGGUUUGAUUUGUUCUCAGGAGGAAAUAUUAUUUUUUGUUGUUGUUGUUGUUUUCUUGGAGCUUCCAGUCAGUUUUUAUGUGGAAAUGUAAAACUUAGAAASGCAUCAUGGGAUGAAUCUGAAAUCUGAAGAUGAGGAUGAUGUUCCGGUGAUGAAGACGUGUCGUGACAAAACUCAGAGACAACACCAUGGUGAAGGAGAGUUUGCCCAGCUGGGUCCACCAGGACUCUGACGAGGGGCUCGUCCACGUGAACGUCGGGGGUCUGAAGAGGAGCCUCUGUUCCAGCACGCUGAGGAAAUUCCCAGAUACCCGACUGGGAAAACUGCUGGCGUGUGACUCGGAGGAAGACAUCCUGCAGUCAGGAGAUAGAGUACUGGGGCAUCAACGAGUUCUURCUGGACACCUGCUGUAGCUACCGUUACCACGACCGCAAGCUGGAGAGCAGCCGACACCGCAGCUGGGACGACGAGAGCGACGUCAGCAGCGUCGACACGUCCGUGGACGAGAUCUCUGAUUUAAACAAAGACAUGCAGCAUUUUCAGGAGGUGCGUUACGGGAACGUCAAAAAGUGUUUGUGGCUGACGCUGGAGAACCCGGGAUAUUCCAUCCCCAGCAAGAUGUUCAGCCUGCUCUCCAUCGGAGUGGUGCUCACCUCCAUCGCCACCAUGUGCAUCAACAGCAUCCCAGAGUAUCAGACUUUUGACGCAGAUGGAAAGGUGAUCGAGGACCCGACCACCCAGGCUCUAGAGGUGUUUUGCAGCUGCUGGUUCACAUUUGAGGUCAUGACGCGGCUGCUGCUCGCUCCGAACAGGAAGAAGUUUUUCCAUCACCCUCUCAACAUCAUCGACAUGGUGUCUGUGGUUCCCAUCUACAUCACCCUGAUCUUUGACCUGACCGUGGGGUCUGAGUCYGAGCUGGGGAACCUGGGUCGACUCAUACAGGUGUUCAGGUUAAUGAGGAUCUUCAGAGUUCUGAAGUUGGCUCGACAUUCUACAGGUCUGCGUUCUCUGGGAGCAACACUCCGGCACAGUUAUCGUGAAGUCGGCAUUCUGCUGCUCUACCUGGGUGUGGGCGUGUCCGUCUUCUCUGGGAUCGCGUACACGGCUGAAUGUGAAGAGGACGUGGGUCUGGACACCAUCCCGGCCUGCUGGUGGUGGGGAACUGUGAGCAUGACCACGGUGGGCUACGGCGACGUGGUGCCCGUCACGGUGGCCGGCAAGCUGGCGGCCAGCGGCUGCAUCCUGGGCGGCACUCUGGUGGUGGCCCUGCCCAUCACCAUCAUCUUCAACAAGUUCUCCCACUUCUACCGCCGGCAGAAGGCGCUGGAGGCGUCGGUGAGGAACAACAACCGGAAGAAGGUGAGGAUGAGCUGCGAGGACGAGGAGUCGGACGGGGACAGCCGCUGCCUGGAUGACGACGACAUCGACAACAUGGAGGAGGACGAUAUCGAUUAUGAGGAUGAAGGAGGGGUGAUAAACUACAGCUACGUGGAGCACCCAUCGUGCUCGAGGAAAAAGGAGCUGUAUCAGCUGUGAAAUGUCCUCUGCUGUCAGAUAUGACGUCUGUGACUCACCGGAGUUUAACCACGCGCUUCAUAAACAUUAAAGCGUGGUCGAUGAUGCUGAACUGAAAAGAUUCAAGAAUUCUGGGGCUUCCAUAAAAACAUGAUUUACAGUUUGCUUUCAUUCAGGGUAUCUGGGCUUUUCUAAGACGSAAGUCGACCAAUCAGCCCACAGAUAAACUGAACUGAUGUGAAACAGCAUGCACACCUGUAAAGUUAAUAAAAAAAAAUACCAUAAAA